CUUUUUCCGGCAUCAAUGAAGGUCUCUAUGGUUUCCUCCGCCGAACCGAAACCACCUCCAGCAAAACAAGGAGAGUUAUCGGUUCGGCGACGUGAAGUGAUCACCGGGAUACGGCGGAAGAUCCUGAAGGGUGCAGCCGGUGAUAUGGGCAAGAAGCAUAAGAAGCACAAAGGCGAGAAGCACGGCUAUGAGGAGAAGGGGGAGGCGCGGGCUGCUCCGGAGAACCAAUACGUGGAAAAACCUCUAAAGCUGGUUUUGAAAGUUGGUACUGGAGAGGUGAAGGAACUUUCCACGGCCCGAGCUGCUGCCCUUCCACAAGGCUGCCAUGAAGACAAGUCAGACCAUGAUAAGCACAAAGACAAGAAGAAGAAGAAGAAAAAGAAAACCGAAAAAGUAGCUUCUCCUGGUGAAGAGAAGAAGAAGAAGAAAAAGGAUGAUAAAAAGAAAAAGGAUAAAAGCUCCCAUGGAGGUGACCCGGAUAAGGAGCGCACCCUCCACUCUCAAUUGGGAGCCGAUAUACCAGCCGUGCCUGUUCCAGAAUCUUCUUUGACAAAACCAGAAGAAGAACAAACUCCACUGCAAGAGGCUUUGAAUCAGCUUGUGAGGCAGCUACAAAGGAAGGACCCCAGCUCUUUCUUUGCAUUUCCCGUCACAGACUUCAUUGCGCCUGGUUAUUCAAUGAUCAUUAAGAACUCAAUGGACUUCAGUACAAUGAAGGAGAAGAUAAGGAACGGAGAAUAUGAAUCCAUAGAGGAACUAAAGGAAAAUUUCAAGCUCAUAUGCCACAAUGCCAUGAUUUACAACAAGCCUGGAACCAUUUACUACAAGGCUGCCAAAAAAUUACUGAACUCGGGAAUGAAAAUCCUUAGUCAGGAAAGAAUACAGAGUCUGAAGCAGAGUAUAGAUUUCAUGGCAGACCUUCAGGGCAGCGGAAAAGACAAAGACAAGGGAGACUUGCAGGGUAAUGCGGAGGUAAUGGAAGAGAAGACUGAGGAAUCAAUGGACACCAGUGAUAUAAAGGCUUUGAGAAGUCCUUCCAAAGACGUCAAAAGAAAAGAUAAAGAACUGCAGGAGGACAAACAAAACAAUGGAAACUCUGAGAAGGAGCAGGAGCAGAUUGACCAAAUCAUUAAAGACUCUUUGGGCAAAUUAUCAAAAAGGAUGUUAUCUAGUCAGUUGGAGUUUGAGAGAAGGAAAGCAGACGGGACUACAACACUAGCCCUGCUGAAUCCUGUAGAGACUGCAUUAGAAUCCGGUCAUGGCUCUGCUAUCCUCGGGUCAACAGCUGGUCGACUGCAGUCAGGAGUGAAUUCGUUGCAAGGAUUCAAGGAAGACAAACGCAACAAAGUCACUCCAGUUUUAUACUUGAACUACGGACCAUUUACCUCCUACGCUCCUUCCUAUGACUCAACAUUUGCAAACAUCAGUAAGGACGACUCUGACCUUAUUUACACGACAUAUGGAGAAGAUCCCAAUCUUCAGGGCACUUUCAGCAUAGAAGAUUUCUUGGAGAGUUCAAAAUGCCACCCUUAUGGAAUGGCGGACUGUCUUCUUGAUGCGUUCAGUGAUGGACAGUACUCCAGAACAGAACGGGAACAGAAUACAGCAGCUACAAGUGAACGGUCGGUGAAUCCAGACAGCACUAACAGCUCUGAACAGUUUGCAAGUUUAAAGUCUGUGUUUGGUCUCGGUAUAUUUGAUGAGACCUUUGAUAAUGAAGAAACGGAGAGGUUCCAGAAGAAACUGGAUGAAACCACGGUUUUGUUACGGGAGCUGCAAGAGGCGCAGAAUGAUCGUCUGAGCACAAAGCCUCCUCCUAACAUGGUCUGUCUGAUAGCGCCAUCAGCCAAGGAACUCCAGAUCGCGGAAAAGGUUCAUGAGAACCUGAAGGAAUUGGCCCAGCAGGUCCAUCCAGGGGACAUUGUUAGUGUUCUUGGCAUCCGGAAGGCAAUGGGAAUUGUCUCUCCAUAUGUGAGCACUGAAGAGAUGGUGAAGGAUCUGACAGCAGGUUCUCAAGAUGGCAAAAUGUUUUGUAACAAUGGAAACGAGUGCCCACCCAUGGGAACGUAAUUUUUGAGAGGCAGAAGAACUUGUAAAUUAUUAUGUACCUUAAUCUUUUUUAGUACCAAUAAAAAAGAGGACCAUGGUUUUGAUAAAAAUCUGCCU
Molecule: messenger RNA, 2166 nt
Organism: Bufo bufo (common toad)
Lineage: Eukaryota; Metazoa; Chordata; Amphibia; Anura; Bufonidae
Gene: BRD7
Product: bromodomain containing 7
Exons: 16
Coding region: 16-2070 (684 amino acids)
Biological process (GO): regulation of transcription by RNA polymerase II
Cellular component (GO): nucleus
Source: RefSeq, a predicted model, not a curated record